AUGCAUGCAGCCCACAUCCGCAGUGUUUGCUUCAGGCUGUUGGCGGUAACGAGGCUCGCCGAGUGGCUUCGGGCAGCACCGCGAGGCCCCAGCAACAGGCUGGUUUUGACUUGCCAGGUUUGGUCGCACUGCCCGGACAAGGCGUAUCUGCCUCCCCUCAAAGGCUGGAAAAUCCCUUUCCAGGGGCCGCCGCGCAACACCUUCUUGAUGAUGCCAAGGACAGACAAAGUGAAGCGAGAAAACUCAGAACGCGCCGGUCGUGCCAAGGUUCUGGAGCAGGAGGCGACCCAUGUCAUCAAUGCAGCACAGAAAGCAGCCGAGGAAGCCAAAGCCACCAGUGAGCGGGAUCAUGGCAGCCUUGACCCAACACUUCUCAAGGAGACGGAGGCGGCGCUGAAGCCGCACCUCCAGGCGCUUCUCGAUCAGCUCAAAGUGCUGGAGACUUCUGGCCUAGGCGAAUCAAUGGAUGCAGAGUCGCAGCCUCUGUUGGUGCAACAUGAAAAACUUUCCGAGCAGCGAGCCAACAACUUGGCUUACACGGGCAUCUUCGAUUGUCCAGCUCCACAUGGAAUCCAAUCUGAGGAUGAGAAACUCUUGAAAGAGAUGCUCGCUUCGAUCAUGGAAAAGUUCCAUGAAGCAGAGGACUUAGUAGAAAAGGCUGAGAUCACCUCGGCCAUGAUCGAACACGCUGGCGAUGACUUAGCCGAGGCGCAGAAGGCCGCAGAACAGACCGAGGAGUCGGCUAAACAAGCAGCCGCCGCGGUGCCUCGACAAAUGCAGCGUAGCCUUGAUGUCAUCACUGAUGUGUCGUUGUCGCUUUGCGAAAGAGAAACUACGUGCAUUUGCGCUCCCAGAUGCUUCAACAAAAAGCAGGGGAGGCCCAGGUGA
Molecule: messenger RNA, 888 nt
Organism: Symbiodinium necroappetens
Lineage: Eukaryota; Dinophyceae; Suessiales; Symbiodiniaceae
Source: the annotation of a GenBank genome assembly